AUGCUGUCGGACCUCGCGGUGGGGGUGCCGCGGGGACCACCCCCGCAAGCUGUGCUGGAGAAGAGGCCAUGGUGGAAGCUGCUGCUUUUCUUUCUGACUAUCACUUCGAUAGUCCAGUUCACCACUUUGGACCUGGUGGGCGGGAUGCUCACCACUCUCAUGCUGUUCUUAGCCUGUAUGAUGUUGACAGAUGGCAUGGCCGAGUUACAUCGAUAUGCCUUGGCCUUCUCGAUGCUUUCCAUGCUGUGCCUCUUUUUUGACGUCGUCCCACUCUUGUCGAGCAUCGGUGGGCGCUCAGAGGUCUCGGUCGAGCCAGUGGACCGAAGGAGUAUGGAUGACGAGCUGAGGAUUACGUACACGACGAUUAUCAAGACCUCACCCUUUUUCGAUCACACCAAGAGUUAUGUCUACAAUGCCGGAAGCGUUGCGAUGAUUUUGUCUCCCCUGACCAUGCUGUUGGGUGCCUACCUGGCGGGAGAGGCGCAUGUGGAGCUCCAAGCCGAGCCCAGCGAGCCGUCGCCCAACUUGACCUUCGAGACGACCCGGAAUCCCAGCAACACACGCACCUUUGGGCGGAUUCGCUUUCAGAACCUGGGACCCAUCCCCCCGGGAGAUGGAACUGGCCCAAGGGGCUCCGACUUCAGUGGUCGGAGUUCGUGCGUCCUGGUGGUGGAUGUCUUUGAGAGCCCAAAGAGGCCACAGCAACGCUUGUUGGCCAGAGUGCGUCGCCUGCGUUUCGACCCCGGGGCCUUCGAGCCCUUGCUGGAGUACAUCCUGGAGUAUGAUGGAGUGCUCGAGUGCCACGUUGAGGGCCAGAAGCCCAGCGAGGCCCCGAAGCAGUUCUUGGUCAUCGAGAACCCUGGAGUGCGAGACCUGUGUGGCAGCACCUUUCGUCGGGUGGAGUUGAAGCUGGGCCAUGGAGUGCCAGGCUCCAUUGGCACCUCAAGGCUUCAAGCCUUGAAGCAGAGCCUCUUCGAGGGUCCUGGGAAGGGCGCUGCAGAGGGUUUCCGCCUGGAGCGCUUUCAGGGAAGCCCCGCCUCCUUGGACUCCGCCGACCCCUUGUUGGAUAUCGGCACCGAUGCCAUGAAGGGCGAGAUGGUGCGACAGAAAGUACGGAAGGCCAUGCUUCAGCGGAUGCCUGCGCCGGAUGUGAUCAUGUACUUUGUGGACAUGCAGACCAUUGGCACCGCCCCAGGUGAUUCUGCAGUCAUGGCACAGCUGCUGUUGGCCCAGAUGGCUUCCAAGCUGGCUGGCUUGGCGGUCGCCUGCCGCCGAGCCCCAGCACCCCAGCUUUGGCUCGGCACCUCCCUGGCGGUGACCCUGGACACCGGCGCCGCCGUGGCUCCUCCGGAAGUGAAGGUGAAGCUCUUCGGCUGGGGACAGGCUGCCUUCACCCGCGUGGAGCAACACCAAGCGCUGCCGCCGUCCGAGCGUCGGGAACGCAGCAACAAGUGGCGUGAGUUUAUCAGCAGCAUCGACAAGGUCGCUUGGGAGGCCUCUCGUGCCUACCUUCACCGCUUUGGCAACCACAAGGGCUGGAAGGAGGUGAAGUUUGUGGUGGCCGACUUCGAUGCCAUCAGCUCGCACGACUUCAUCGGCCAGGCCUCCUUGCACCUCGACGAGUCGACACCCCUGGAGGGUGAACAGUCCUUGCAACUGGUGGACAGGAGUGGAAAUCCUGUGAUCGGCAAGAAUGGCCUACCUGCUACUCUGACCUGUUCAGUGGCUCUUCAUCACCUGAAGAAGGUGCGAUUGAGAGGCAUUUGGCAGGUGCAGAUCCACAGGGCGGUGAACUUACCUUCUCGUGACCUCAGUGGUACCUCGGACGCCUGGGUCUCCCUCUAUGCCACUGGCGGAGAGGCCUCAGAGUUUUGCUUCCAGCAGCGGAGCUCGGUGGUGCCUCGGAACUUGAAUCCGGAAUGGAACGAGAGUUUCGACUUGCCCUUGGCGCAGCCAGGUACACUGCUGGCAGACUGGCUGGAAAUCGCAGCUCCCAGCUUGGGCGAUGCAGCUCGAAACGGGGCCGAAGACGGUGGGGGUCGCGGUGUAGAUGGAAGAUCCUUGGUGAAGCAGCACCGGGGUGAUGUCUUGCAGCAAGAGCGCGGUCAUACACACCUUGAUGUCGUGUCAGUACCCUCCGUGAUUGCCAACGACACCGUUCCUGAGAUCUUGGGCGCCCACGGCACGCCGAACGUUCGGCCGAACAUCGCCUGGAUCCGGCUUUGUAAGCUGCUCCACCACUUCCAAGGCAUCAACGCCAUUGGCUGGUGUAAGAUGAAGAGUGCAGUUCGCCUGUUGAGCUUCUACACGUUUGUUCGCUGUUUUUCAGACUUGAUGGGAACCACCCAUGAACCGUAUGUCAGCACACUCUGGGCUGAGAAGCUCCUGUGA
Messenger RNA from Durusdinium trenchii, 2391 nucleotides. Lineage: Eukaryota; Dinophyceae; Suessiales; Symbiodiniaceae. The record is from the annotation of a GenBank genome assembly.